AUGAUUGAAAUACUCAGCGAAGUUGGCAAUGGUGUUAUUGCGCACCCCCUUUCUAAAACCGACAACCAAUCUACAAGCUUCACGGCCCAAAAUCUACCCUCGCAGCUGCUGAACACUGCGCAUUCUACCGGCCUUGGUAUCGCAACUACUGCCAUUUUUGAGGGCCAGGUGGACAUUACAGACCCUACCACCCUGGCCAAGGUAGUCCAAGAGUACACCGGGGCUAUCAUUGACUAUGAGAAUGCGUCCCAGAAGGAAAGGAGUGCUGCCCUGGCCGACCUCGUCCGCCAUGUCGCUGCCGAGAAGGACUGGCUGGCUGGCUGGACAUGUCUGUCGAAGGCGGCACCCAGUUGCGGUCUAUGGUCUCGUCUUAUCGAAGAUGUCUCCAUGUCGGUUGAUGUUUACCGCCGUGUCAAGCUGAAUGAUACGGCACGGCCAAUGGUCGAUGGCUUGACCAUCCACGUCGUCGCGCAACCAGACCCCAACUCAUUGAAUCAAAUUGGACCAAAGAGCCUUGGUGGACAUGAUUGGAAAGUGGACAAAGUAUUCGAUGAGGUGAAGAACAAUUGGACGAGCUCUGGAUUUGGGGCCGUUGCCCCAUGCACCCUGUUCGGCUGGGCUGGGCUAUUCAGAAAGGUCGUCAAGCCAGAGGACAUUUCUCAGAUGAUCAGUAUGCAGCUGCUCGGCACUGUCGAUUACGACUUCGACAAGAAUGAAGACCACAAGCCCGGGAUGAGUCGCUCUGGCAUCGUUGCAGGGAGGAAUUGCAUCAAGACUGGAUCUAAACUUCAAGGUGGAGCGAUGGUGGCUCUGCUCAAUCAUGACCUCCAGCAUUGCGUACGUGACAUUCAGCUGAGUUGGGCUCGAGAGGGAUACGGUGCCACCAUUGUAGGGCCAUCCAACAUCUCGCCCAGAGACUGGACCAUGGCCCUGAGUGGUGACUGUGCAGCUCUGACUCCGUAUGGCUACAUACCAGAAGCAGACUAUGAUCCCAGUCAACCUGGCCAGUUUACAUCUGUCCUUGUGGCCAAUAUUCACGAUGUCUUGUAUGAUCACGGAGCCUCGAACAGGAUGUCAGGUAUGAUGUACACUGCUGGUGCCGGUUUGGCAAAGGACGACAUAGCCGUUGCCUAUUCAAUUGGAAUGCUGGAUGCCAUUGCCCGCCGCAUUCGUGAACUUCCUGAUGGAAAUGACCUACUAUUUGGCGACUCCGUGUAUAUGAUUACGUUUAGCUGGGCUCCCUUCAACACUCGAUAUCGCACAUGGGAGCGGUUCAUCAAAUACACCAGACUCUUGCAAGCAUCCUCCUCCCCAGAGGCGUCCCGAAUCUUGGACCUUUCUCGGCGUGGAAAGGUCCUGGCGGUUUCUGAUAGCGACCUUGAGGUUAUUCCAGUUCGAGACUCCUGGACAGCAGCCAUGGACAAGUCGUCGCCGUCCAGACUCUCGCCCCGAGUCACCCAGGCAUAUAGACUGGCACCGACCUCGGCUGUUUUCGAUAAACAUGGGAUGAGGCCGGCCGGUCUCUGCUCGCAGUGUGAACCUCUCUACCACACAUCUAUCGGCAGAGAAAACCAUAUACAUGCCAUCUCGGGGAUGCCUCAAACCGUAAUUGAACGAGACUCCGUUAAUAUCGCCGCCGGUAUCCGUCGCGUGGCAGCUCUAGCCGCCAAGAAGAGUGAUCUAUCUGGAAGCGCCUGUUGCGAGAAAUGUGCUUGUAAGCUCGGCGCAUGGGCUGACAGAGUCGCGUACAAGGUGCUCCUCGCCAUGAUGGCCAGUGAGCCAUCCUCUAGCCCACAGGAGUGGAUGUUGGAGAAUUACCUGGUCAUUUGCGCGACUCUGUGGCCAGUCUCUGUCAUCACCAUCCUCAGUGGUUUUGACCUUGUCGCAAAUGCUAAAUUCGAGCCAGGUGCUAUGGGAGAGCGCGAUGCUGUGGAUUGUUAG
Molecule: messenger RNA, 1941 nt
Organism: Aspergillus versicolor CBS 583.65
Lineage: Eukaryota; Fungi; Ascomycota; Eurotiomycetes; Eurotiales; Aspergillaceae
Exons: 1
Coding region: 1-1941 (646 amino acids)
Source: RefSeq, a predicted model, not a curated record